Molecule: messenger RNA, 1495 nt
Organism: Esox lucius (northern pike)
Lineage: Eukaryota; Metazoa; Chordata; Actinopteri; Esociformes; Esocidae
Gene: slc66a1
Product: solute carrier family 66 member 1
Exons: 9
Coding region: 446-1390 (314 amino acids)
Source: RefSeq, a predicted model, not a curated record
CACGAAUAAUUAAAUGUUUGUUUUCGUCGGAAUAUUUUAGAGAGAUUUUUUGUGAGGUGGCCGACUGUCCUGUUUUUGUACAUGUCAGUGUUCACAGUGAUCUAGAAUAGCUGGAAAAUGAACGUUUGCGGCCGCAAUUUAACUCCGAUCUAUAUAAACUAAAUGAUACGGUCUUCAUUUUCACAGCUUUAUGGGAAAACACAAAGCGUUUAGAUCUUUUGGAGACUGUGGGGCGGUGAUUGGAGGUUGGCUGAAAACGAAUGACUGAAUUACAGGGCAAAUCGAUAGACCAGCAAACGAUAUGUCAGCGAACAAGUGAAUUAAUAGACACUGAGGAGCAUAUUAAUUUAUGUCAAGCAAUUUAUUUCAAGCCGGUCAGCGAACAGACCUCACAAAGGCCACCGCUAGGUUUUCUCCCUGUAUGUCACAACGGCGGUGAAUCAGCAUGACCCUGAAUAUGAAGUCUGAUGAUGGUGUCCUAACGCGGGGGUCCUUUGGAUGGAGCAUUGAUGGGAACUUCAGCUCUGUGUGUCCCAAUGGAUCCGUAUGGAUUUGGGAAGGCCUUGGGGAAUGUGCCCAGGACUCCAGGGACGUUGCCAGCGUCGCUGUGGGUCUUCUAUCCAUAGUGUGCUUUAUGGUUUCUUCUAUACCGCAGUACUACAGUUCUUGUAAAAGUGGGAAUAUGGAUAGAGCGUUGUCCAUCUGGUUUCUGCUGCUGUGGCUGGGGGGUGAUUCAUGCAAUCUUGUAGGCUCAUUCUUAGCUGACCAACUGCCACUACAGACGUACACCGCAGUGUAUUAUGUCCUGGCUGACCUAUUGAUGCUGGGAAUGUACUUUUACUACGUGGCUAAGAACAGGAUGAAUAACAACAGGUUGGUCUUAAAUGUAAUUGGUCUGGUCUACUUCCUGGGCUUCUCUACCAGCCUUGUGGCCUUACCUGGGUUAGGGUCCCAACAGGAUGUGGUCAUCUCUAGUUUUACAGGAAGGGCAUUGCUGUCAACCACUGUGAACGGUGUUAAGGCUUUCAGCACCAAGGAGAUUAUUGGGUUGACCAUUGGCUCCAUAUCCUCAGUGCUCUACCUCUGCUCCAGACUGCCACAGAUGUACAUUAAUUACAUGAGGAAAUCGACGCAGGGUGUGUCCUACUUCUUGUUUGCCCUGGUCAUCCUGGGUAAUACAACGUAUGGCCUGAGUGUGCUUCUGAAGAACCCUGAACGGGGCCAGGGUGAGGGCAGCUAUAUCAUCCACCACCUGCCCUGGCUUGUAGGUAGCCUUGGAACCCUCUCUCUAGAUCUACUGAUCUCUAUUCAGUUCCUGAUAUACCGCAACAGUGCCCUUCUAGAGUUGGAGUCUCAUCUGGAUGAGAGAGCUGCGCUGCUGGACAAAUGAAACUCCUUGAUGCUGGAUCCAGCUGUUUAUGUCAGUGUUUUUCAACCCUGCUCCUGGGGGCCCCCUGCCCUGCAUGUUUUAGAUUUCUCCCUGCUCUGUCACACC